Messenger RNA from Oncorhynchus kisutch (coho salmon), 1052 nucleotides. Its product is annotated as dynactin subunit 3. Lineage: Eukaryota; Metazoa; Chordata; Actinopteri; Salmoniformes; Salmonidae. The transcript is spliced from 7 exons. The record is from RefSeq and is a predicted model, not a curated record. Bases 56 to 619 code for a protein of 187 amino acids. Gene Ontology annotation, biological process: cytoskeleton-dependent cytokinesis. Gene Ontology annotation, cellular component: dynactin complex.
UGUUGGACGUCAUUACAACGAUCCGUAUCCAUUUGUUGUGCUCCCUGAAUCAAGAAUGGAUAGGAAAUUUGAAGUUGAUAACCUCGAAACGCGUCUUGAGACGCUGGAAAGUCGUAUAUACGGUGAAAAAAGGAACAAGGGAGGGAAACCCGUGAAGUGCGCGGAUUCCCUCUCCAGAAUUCAGGCUGCCCUUACAAACACUGCAAAUAAGAGGGAACGAGUGAAGAUUCUACACAAAAAGAUUGAGGACCUGCUGAAGUAUCUGAACCCUCAGUUCACUGACCACAUCACUGUUCCUGAUGCCAUGAAGCUGGAAUUCAUCCUUGCUGAGGAAGACUUCCUCCUUUCCCAGGCCACCCUUCUGGAGCAGGUCAGCAACCUCCAGCCACUAUUGGACAGCAACUACAUCAGAGAUGUGCCAGAGCAUGCCACCAAGCUACAGCGUUUGUCUCAGAUUCACAUCAAAGAGCAGGACCAAACUGAGGCCCAGUCCCUAGAGGUGAAGAAGCUGUUUGAGGAGUAUAACAAAAUGAUGUUCCUGCUGUCCAAGCAGUUCACCCAGUGGGAUGAGAGCCUGCGGAAAGUGGAGGAGGCAAAGGGAAUCCGUCAAGUGGAGUAGCGAUUAUGUCCAGUGAUGACCAUUGUGACAACGUCACAGCAUGAUGUCAUCUGUGUCAAGUGUCCGAAAUGCACAUUAAUGUAACUUGCUGGAUAUUAUUGUUAUUUAUUUACAGCUACAUAUAGAGACAUUUGCAUAGCGCUUUUUUUUAAAAAAAUAUAUAUAUAUAUAUAUAUAUAUAUAUAUAUAUAUAUAUAUCCUCUUUGUACAUUUAUUCAACAUAGAAUGUACCCAUGCAUUCCAACUCUGCAACACUGCUCCAGGCAAUCACAAGACUGCUUUCUUUCUGGGUCGCUUGACAGUAGAGCAUAGAGAAGAAUUUGCACACUAACUUAAUUCUUCUUCCACAAAGUCUUGGUUUUAAAUGGUUUUAUAUCAGACACGACUGCAAAUGUAAAGUAAUUGCAAUAAAAUCCAUACUGUUCAACCUGAA